CGCUUCAUUGUUUAUAGACGCUUAACGCGUGGUCCCUUUCAAUGUACUUACGAUAGUUAUUUAAAAAUGUCCAUAACUUUAUUAGGAGAAUUGAAUUUAUGGACCUUUGAUGAUAAUAUUAAUAUUAAAAACACGGAUCAUGGAGCAUUUAGGUAUCAUGACAAACGUAUUGAUAAUGUAUACGAAGAAGGAAAAAGAUCUUAUAGUCAAAAACGAGGUAUGACUUAUGUUCCAACAAACAAAAAAGGAAAUAAAUUGAAAGAUGCUAUCAAACACUUGGAAGAACAACUCAAAGAUAAUUCGACUAUAUAUUGUCAGUGGAACGAUCAUAGUAUUCUACAAAUUAUGCUAAGCAAUGGUCUCUUAAUUUACAUACAAAUUAAUGUUGAAACUGCUGAUAUCGUUAAGUGUACUUUUGAUAAGUAUCUCAUGGGAAAGUUAUGUGAUCAUAUAUCCGAUGUGGCGAUUACAAAGACUCAUUUGAUUUGUAUGUAUAAUGAUAAUCAGAUAACAACUGUGUAUUUUACAAAACCUAGAAGACAUCCUUUUGACAAAAUCAGUAAAUUAGAACCCAAAUUGAGUACGAGUGAUCUAUUUGGUUCUAAUGGACGCAGACUCGAUAAAAAUAUUCAAAUCAACAAGCCAGGUGAUCUGAUAUUAAUAUGGUGGAAAUCUACAAUGAACGAAGUUUAUCCAUGGAGUCCUGUAGUCAAGGAACAUGAUCGUGCAAACAUACACCUUUAUCGUCUUACUGGAACAAAAUUGGACUUAAUAUAUUACGUACGCACUGAGUUUGAUCCUUUAUGUAUUAAAUUUGAUAUACAUCAUGAAAAUGUCAUUCAUUCUGUAGAACAAAAAGUAUCAAGAAAGGGUGAAGUUACGAUUGAAUGGCGGACAUAUGAAGUAUCACAACAAGACAAAUUACAGAGAAUUGCCAUUAUCUCUAUACCUUUACCAACUCAUACUAGUUGCGUUAAAUUUUCACCUAAUCAAGAAUUAUUAUUAUUAUGCUGCAUAGACGGUUCUGUAAUGUUGUACGAUGAAACAAAAGCUACAAUUAUUAAUAUAAAAGCUGGUUUUAUACCAACACUCGCAUCCUGGCAUAAUGAUGGAAUGAUAUUUUCUAUUGGAAAUGAUAGGGGCCAAUUUCAACAUUUCGACAUCGCUUUGCAUUGUAUCAAAAAUCAAAUGUUAAAUGACGAAACAUCACCAGCAAAUAUUCUUGAUUUAUCAUCUUACUUUAGGAGCCAACCAGCCUUAGUACGUAUGGAAUGGAAUAAAAGAAACCAAUUAAAUUCUCAUACCAGUUAUUAUAGUUAUGGGGACUCAUUGUUUUUAUUGCUCUUUGAACGGGGUCCAAUAGGAGUCAUUAGAGUAAUUGAAGGAGAUAAUCUUUCAGGAGAUAUAUUAGUAAGAAAGUAUUUAAUACUUUCUCAAAUCGAACAAGCCACAUCUUUAUUGUUACGUUUAAAUUGGGACACUCAUCCACGUAUUUGUAUGCAUUCUCUCAACCAAAUCUUAAAUUAUUUAUUCAAGUUACCAUUAACGGCUGAACACGAAAGUUUCAUACAAAAUGCAUUGGGUAGUUUUCAUGUCCCAAUUAGGCCAAUAAGUCAAGCAAUCGAAGACGAAUAUGGUGACGAAGUAAGAGAUUUAACAAGACGAUUUUUUCAUCAUUUACUAAGAUAUCGUAUGUUUGAGAAAGCUUUCAGACUUGCCAUAGACCUAAACGAUCAUGAUCUUUUUAUGGAUAUUCAUUUCUAUGCUUUGGUUUUAAAUGACAUGGAAAUGGCAAAUGCGGCAAAGGAGAAAGCUGAACAAAUUUUAAGCAGAUCUAAUAGUUGCAAUUCAUCGCAUUCAACGUGUUCCCGAGAAUCUUGUUCUAUAUGUUCUGAAUUAACGAGCGAUAAAGGAGAGGAAUCUUAUAGCAACGAAAGUGAAAAUUCGACAAAGGAAGAUGAAACAAAUUCGAAGUAUCCCAAAAGAUACAAUUAUAAAAAGAAUUCCAACAACCAUGUUCCACCCUUACCAAUUCUUUAUCCUUCUUAUUACGAUAACAAAACUCUUUUACCAACAUCAUUGAACGAUGAUUCUUCUAGUAAUAAAUCUGACUAUAGUAUUAUUUCCACAUCUUUUAAUACACCUAGUAAUACAUUAGCAAAUACUAAUUUUAGCGAUUCUUCCUCACAUAUACAAGUAUCUAAUACUUUCUUUGCAUCAACAUCUUUUAGUACACCGACAUAUGUGACCCGUCCAAAUUUAACAUCAAUAUCAACGGUAAAUUCAAUCAACAGAGUUCAACCUUACAAUAAAUUUUCCGAAGAUUUAAUGACCACCUCUUUUGGAAAUCUAUCUCUUAGUAAACAAAAGUCAUCGUCUCUUGAUCGUCAACAUCAUGAUGAAAUAUUACAAUUAAUGGUUAAUAAGUCAGGAACAAAUGAUACACAAUAUACAAAUAAUCUUUCUGUUGAAGAUACUGUUACAAUUAUACCCGAAGAAAAUAAUUUUAUAUCGACUUCUUUUAAUAAUUCGACCUACGAAUUUGUAUUGGACAAUGUUCCUUCUUCUUCCUCGUUAAUUCCAACUUUGAGUAACGUUGACAAUAAUAUUAUGUCAACGUCUUUCAGUACAAUUACUUGUAACACUUCAGUUUCAAAUAAUUCUGAUAAUAAUUCAGACUCGAAUAUAAAAUGUGAUAAUACACCUUUCUGUUAUUCCUCAAGUAUUAGAACAAAUGAUUCAUCGAGUAAUGUUAUGUCUCAAAUAGAUACAUCUAAUUCUGUUAUACAAGCAAAUAAGCUAAUUACCACACCUCAUAAAACUAAGAGUAACACGUUAUUUACUACAAACAAAUAUUCUGAAAGUCCUACUACAUACGACAGCAACAUAAAAGUUUUUCGCGCUGAAGAUUAUAUGGAUCAUCAUCAAAAAAUUAACAAAAAACAAUCCAGUAGUGAAAUUCCAUUACCACCUUCUAUCACAUCUUCUUUUACUAAUUACCUACAAAAUUUACAAAGAAAAAAUUACUCGCUUUCUCAAAGUACUCUAGGAUUAAUGAGUAUAGACGAAUCUAAUCAAAAAAUUUCAUCUGCUAAAGUAAUGAAUAUAACACCAUGUAUUUUGCAAAGACAAAAUUCUGCGUCUAAUAUUUUACAAGAUCAAUGUGUUCAUAGUAAUUCUAAAACUUGUAGAAUUAAUUCUGAUCUUACUUAUAUACCGUAUCAUGGAAGUUGCGACAGUUUGAAUGUUACUAAGCAACAUAAUAACAGAAUUGGCACAACAAAUGCUUUGAGUUAUUCACAUUCUGCAUAUAAUUUGCAAAGUAGAUUACUCGAAAAUAGGCAUACCAAAAUAGGGUCACAGAUAAGUAGUAAUAUUGGUAAGGAAAUUAAGACAUCAUCCAACAUACCUCCAUUACCUAUUGUAAAUACAUCCAAUUCCAAUUCAAAAACCUAUUCUAUGUGUCCCACAUUCCUAGAUACACCGAUGUCCACAAAUGAGAAACCAAAAGUUAAAUUUUCAGAUACAGUUACACAUAUAUUAGUACCUGGCACGAAUCAAUCUCAUAGACAGAGACGUUCAACAGUUACACAGUUACAUGUAACAGAUCCAAAACGUGAAUUGGCAGAAAGUUUACCGUUGUGCCUGGGAAAUGAAGACUAUUUAAAAGAUUUUCAACCUUUAUCAAAAGAUGCAGAUAAUGAAAUUUCAAAGGAAUCUUCCAAAUCUGAGGAAGGUUCUAAAAUAAAAGUUGUUCACUUUGGUUUGUUAUAAUUAUACUCAAUGUUCCAAUGAUAA
Messenger RNA from Polistes canadensis, 3798 nucleotides. RefSeq names its product WD repeat-containing and planar cell polarity effector protein fritz (gene frtz). The record is from RefSeq and is a predicted model, not a curated record. The transcript has 15 exons. Gene Ontology annotation, biological process: cilium organization; establishment of protein localization; nervous system development. Gene Ontology annotation, molecular function: protein binding. Bases 67 to 3774 code for a protein of 1235 amino acids. Lineage: Eukaryota; Metazoa; Arthropoda; Insecta; Hymenoptera; Vespidae. Gene Ontology annotation, cellular component: axonemal basal plate.